Messenger RNA from Indicator indicator, 787 nucleotides. RefSeq names its product NADH:ubiquinone oxidoreductase complex assembly factor 3 (gene NDUFAF3). Gene Ontology annotation, biological process: mitochondrial respiratory chain complex I assembly. NCBI's taxonomy places the organism in Eukaryota, Metazoa, Chordata, Aves, Piciformes, Indicatoridae. The coding region runs from base 36 to 398 and encodes 120 amino acids. The transcript is spliced from 4 exons. Gene Ontology annotation, cellular component: mitochondrial inner membrane. The record is from RefSeq and is a predicted model, not a curated record.
GGCUGACGGUGCUGGAGCCGGAGUCCCCCAACAUCAUGUUCGUCGAAGGCUACACCAGCCGCGGCUUCACCAUCAGCGGGACCCUGGUAGUGGGGCCCUGUGCCAUCCUACCCCGCGCCAUCCUGCAGUGGAACGUUGGCUCCUACAAGGAUGUCUCGCAUGAGAGCCUGUCGCUAUUCCGGCUACUGGAGCCCCACAUAGAGAUCCUGGUGCUGGGCACAGGAGACAGAGUGGAGCAGCUCCAUCCUGCCAUGCUGAAGGAGAUGCGGGAUUGUGGGAUCGCUGUGGAGGUGCAGGACACGCCAAAUGCAUGUGCAACGUUCAACUUCCUAACGAGUGAAAAGCGCAUGGUAGCUGCUGGGCUCAUUCCCCCAAGGGGCACCUAUGCAGGGGUGUAGGUGUUGUGUGCAGCAGCUGCAGGCUGAAUGAGCAGCAAUUCUCUCGCCUGCCUGAAGCCCCUGAGUGUCACUGCUCUUGGAGAAACACUUUGGGCUAAACUGUCAGAGCUGCUGGCUGGGUCGUGGCUCUGCACACAGGAGGGUGUUACGAAGUGUGUGGGCUUGGCUCUGCCUCAGAGUCCCUGGUUUUUCGGCCUCCUUGCCCCAGUGCAAGACACAUAGCAUGAGCAUGAGCGUUGCUGGCAGCACCUGUAGCCUUUCCUUUCUGCCAAGGUGGUGGCUGGUGCCUUCGCAGCAAGAAGUCGUUGCCCCAAGGCAGGGUGCAGGCAGAUGGGGUGAGCUCCACACCCCUGGGCACAUUGGGACACCACAAGGAAAAUACAUGCAGA